UAUCAUUGACCAUCACUGCUCUGAUAUAUAUCCACAACUUCCCAGUGCCAGUGAACAGGAACACGAUUCACAUCCCAUAGUCUUAUCCGCCCUUAUACGGGUAGCCAGCCACCAGGACUUGACUGUGACUAUCCGAACAGAGCCUGGCCCAUUCCCGUCACGGCAUCAGGCACCGGGAACGUGUCGCAGGAGAUUUUUGUAUCGCCUUUUGAACGCCUCUUUCAAAGUCUGCCUGCCCAUCAGUCCUCCUUAUUUUUCUCCCCUACGAGGACGACGGCGAGACUUGUCACUUCAUCCAUCUCUUCUUCUUUGACGAAGCACAUUGCAGGGACUAAGCAAGCUGCUGAGCAGACGAUCCCUCCUCCUACCAUGCCAUCGAGAUCUCAAACCCUCUACACGGUAUCUAGUGCCUCUCCCACGUCCUCUCCGUCCUCUUCGCCCAUUCCUCUUCCUGUAGGCAGCAAUGUGCUGUCUCCACGAGCCUCCUCGAGGCAAUCCUCACCCUUCUUUGAGCCAUCUCCCGGGUCGCCAGCCAGUCUAGCGCUCAGCAAACAGCUCAGCAGAGGGACAACGCUGAGCUUUGGUGAGGACGACCUUGAUGCUCAGGGCUACCUGUAUUCCCUGCGAGUCGCCGUGCUACGACAGCGGCUGGACGCUCCUAGCAAUUCGAAACGAUCCGUCACACCUCCGAUACCCUCUCCCCCGCUUCUCGCAUCUUCUCCAGAGAUCAGCUCACCCCCUCUGGGACCAGCAAUGAACAGACGAAAGUCCUCCUUUGGCUUGAGCAAGAAGAAGAAGGACGAUGAGGACAGUCUGAAGCUGCCGAAAGAGUUCCUCGUCGAAUUCUGGAACGUCCUUGAGGCUGAGAACGGGAAUCAAGGCUGGAAAAUCACAACUGCAGCCUUUUUGAAGCAGACCAAGGGAACAAAGACGGGAAGCGGUAUGAAUCUGAGAUAUCUGCCGGUGCUCCUUGACGCUUUCAGCCAGGUUGCUGCCGCGGAAUCUCAGGCUUCAUCCAUGCCACACGAACACCAGUCACAUCUCCUGCAGCUUCUGUACAACUUUCUCCCGCGGUCGACCUUCUUCUCGCCCCUUGCGCGCUCUCAAACAGAUAAAGACAAGGAUCUCCUCUUCAAACUCCGGACUGAGGUUCAGGCUUACCUCGGUAAUCAGGAUAUUUCUCGAUCCACCGCCACGACGCCGACAGCUGGACCGUCUCCGCGGCUAGGUUCAGAAACGAGAGGACCGCGAAAGGCGCCACCUUCACACACCGCCGACUUUGUAUCCUUGGUGGGAGAUGUAUGGGGAAGAUCGCAAGAAACGUUGACACGGGAUGUGCUUCGAAUGGAAGAGUCAGAUUCGAUUGAAAAGACAUACUUGCUCGAUCUAAAGAGGGAACUCGCCGUUCAGCCCGGGCCUUUUGGCGGUCUCGAAAAGUCUAGAAAGCAACGUGCUUCUCAGCAACUCACAGAGCUUUUGCAAAAAUAUCCUCGUCUCGCUGCGCCAGGGGAUCCGAAAAAUGCCACCGUUACGAGCGACACCUCACCCUCGUUCUUUGUCCCGGUCCAGAAGACUCAGGUCCUACGUAGACUGGUGGCUCGUGCGAGCGGGAGAGCAGACGAGCUCGUCGAAGCGUGCCGGCGGAUAUGGAUCGUGCCCUCGCGGGACGAGCUGGAACGAGAGCUGGUCACGCUCCAUGAACAGUGGAGAGCCAGCCUCGGUGGAAAGCGCGAGAUUGAACUUGCAAGGUUGAUGGCACCCGUCAUCAAAGAUCUCGAGACUGAGCUGGAGGGAGAAUCGUCGCAAGCCAUCCGGGAUCUCUCCGAUGCACUUUACGACUUGCUCGCCAAAGCUAUAGAGUCCAUUUUCCCCAUCACCGAUAUCCCACCCGCUCGACCUCCUGCAUCCCUGCUCUAUCUCUUUGCUGCUGGUCAGGACAUAUUUUUCAACCUGGGCGAAAGUAUUCUUAUCGACCUCUCGGACCAAAUCAAAGGAGCAGCAGUCCAAGAAUAUGUCAUGGUCGCACAGGCAAUGCUGUCCAGUACACCUGUCCAUGAACACCAAGGUGUGGACCACUUUGCAAAAGUUGCCACCUGGAUCGAAAGGGAGGUGAUAAAUGUGAAAAAGUCUUGGGGCUCUGGACUGGGAGAUCGACUCGAUCCGGCGAGUAUCAUCCUUGCCAAGCAGCUGCCCUUGUUCUGCGCCGAGUUACAAAGUUUGGACAAGCCCUCCAGUUCCUCCGAGGUGUUCUCGUUAUACGAUACUGUCGCGAGAUUGGUCGACAUGUGGGAGGACCAGUGCCCAGGGCAAGAGAUGGGCUUUGAGCUGCAUCACUUUUUCGAACCUCACAUCAAAGCUUGGCUGAGAGAAACAGAGACUUUGUCCAUCCAGGAAUGGGUGUCACGCGCAAUCGGAAUGGAUGACUGGCGUCCAGAUGGACAUGCCAAGCACUCUCAAUCCGUCACCGACCUGUUCCAGUUCAUCCAUGCUUCGCUCAGGACCAUCCAGGAAGAUCUCCCUCUCAGCGACUACAGGCGGAACGUGUACCUUAUUGACUUGUCCAAGAUCAUCUCUGCUGCCGUCACACAGUAUGCCGCCACCAUCAACGCUGUGUUCAUCGCCGAUGUGACCCCUGCAAAAAUAUCCACUCCGACUACCGAGUUUCAAGCAAUGCUCGGGGGAAAAGCUGGAUCUUGGCUUGCCAAAGGUCAACAGGCUGUCAAAUCUCUGGAAAAGAAAAAGGUCGAUGGGUUUGUGGCGCCCCCAACGGCUUGCACCAAGCUCAUGGAUAUCACGCAAUCCCAAGUUUCCUUGCAGGAUAUCAUCUCGGACCAAGAUAUUUCCUCGAAACCCAAUGUCAAGUCCUUAAGAGUGAAUGGCGACGCGACUGGCCGGCGAGCUGUCACUGUGACUCUCAUGCGAGGCUCUGGCAUGCUAGCGAAAGGAUCCACAAAGGCCGCCGAUGCGUUUGUAGUCUUCAGCGACAAGGAGACAGGCGAUAGACUGUUGAAGACUCAGACGAUCCUCGGGAACGAGAAUCCCCGAUGGAAUGAAACUGUCGAGAUCACCAUGGGCAGCGCCAAAAUUCUUGAGUUCUCAGCCUACAACCGAUCACUCGUCGGCAAACACGAUUUGAUUGGUUCCGGUACUCUCAAAGUCGACAACGAAACGUUUGUGUCCACACCUGUACGCGACCUCCUCGUCACGCUCACUCCACAAGGCUCGAUCCGAGUCCGACUCGAUAUCGAAGAUGGCGCAAGCAACGAUGCAAAUCGAUACUUGUCGACGGCAAUGCGCAGUCUUGAGCGGACCGAAGUCGACAUGAUGAGGGAAAUCACCGACCGUAUUGGCGAGACAGUGCAGAUCGUCCUUUCAACUGGUACUCUGAACAAUCUCGCCAAACAGCUCAAGGAUAAGAAGCGACCAAAAGGAGCGCUGAGCGAUGGCGAGAUUGAAGCCAGUCUCGGGAGCCUUUUCGAAUCUCUCAACGCCAACUUCGCCGUCUUUACCCAGACUCUAGACACAGUGACAAGAAUAGCUCUGAUGCUGGAUAUUUGGCAUCGAAUCAUCGACACUCUCAUCUCCCUUCUUGUGCCUCCUUACUCUGAUCAACCAUGCCCCUCGCGGAUCUCACCGACGCCCAUGGAAGUUGACAUCAUAUUCAAGUGGCUACAGAUGCUCAAAUCAUUCUUGAACGCGUCGGAUGAUGCUGGUGAGCACGGUGUACCGGCUUCUCAACUGCAAGACCAACGAUAUCGAGAUUUACUGGUCUUGGGUCAAUACCUCGAUCUCCCGAAUCCAGCUCUGAAAGAACGAUGCUCAGCCGCUGUAAAGGCUGCACUGGCUGCACAAGGAACCGAGGAUAGGAGGAAACAGGAGCUUAUAGAGACUGCUGAGGUCUUGUUGAGAUUGGCUCGAACACGAUCGGAUUUGGGACAAUUCCUCGCGCAGCAAAUAGGUGUGCUGGCACAGACGAGGGCGAGUCGAUGAGCGUUUGAUGAUUUUCGGAAACAACAGGGCUGUCGUGUAUAUAAUGGCGAGAGAAGAUGUGGAUCAGCAUGAGCUGACCUCGGAGACGUCAGCAAGCAUGUCAUGAGUGGCUGGGAGGGAUAUGUGUUAUCCGGCGAGGCGCUUUUCAUUUUACACUUUUGCACUCCUGCACAGUUCGCCAGGACAAGUCGAUGACACAGCAUAUGCAUGCUUGCACA
Messenger RNA from Kockovaella imperatae, 4208 nucleotides. RefSeq lists its product as hypothetical. The coding region runs from base 370 to 3990 and encodes 1206 amino acids. The record is from RefSeq and is a predicted model, not a curated record. Lineage: Eukaryota; Fungi; Basidiomycota; Tremellomycetes; Tremellales; Cuniculitremaceae. The transcript is spliced from 11 exons.